AUGCCUUUCUUCACAAACCCCACCUCCUUCCGCCUCAAUCCCCUCAACGUCCUCGUUGCAGGCGGCGACUCCAGCCCACAUAUCGCCACUUCCCAUACCCUCACCAACUUCGCCUCCCUCCAUACACGCAACGAUCAUGAUUCGCAUCCCGCCCUGGGCCAUCUCAUCCUGCUGGUCUUCGAGGCCGUGAUGGAAGUGGUGUGUGUUAGCUUGCCGGGAUAUAUUGUCGCGAGGCAAGGCAUGUUCGAUGCCGAUCAGCAGAAAUUCGUGGCGAAUUUGAACGUUUCUCUGUUCACGCCGUGUCUGAUCUUCACCAAACUGGCGUCCCAACUGACUGCGGAUAAGCUGCUGGAGCUGGCUGUAAUUCCAGUCAUCUUCGUGAUCCAGACCACGGUCUCCUACCUGGUGUCCAUCGCUGUCUCAAGGGGCUUUGGAUUCAAUAAGAGAGCUGGCAACUUCGUCACGGCUAUGGGUGUGUUUGGAAAUUCCAACUCGCUCCCCAUCUCGCUCGUCAUCUCGCUAUCGCAAACCCUGCGCGGAUUACAUUGGGACAAGAUACCAGGAGACAACGACGACGACGUGGCAGCAAGAGGUAUUCUUUACCUGCUGAUCUUCCAACAACUUGGACAAUUGGUACGUUGGAGUUGGGGGUACCACGUCUUGCUCGCAUCACCCGAUAAGUACGAAGUGGUGGAGACGUCGGAUCUUGAAGGAGCCCGAUAUACAGACGACCCGGAGCUGAUUCCUGGUCUGGAUGGCUCCAACGUCGAGGAACACCGGAGGUUGCACGGGAACAAUUCCUCGUCUACGGUGUCGUUUGAGUCUGGAGGAAGGACCCCCAUCACAAACGCCCAGUAUCCAGACUCGGUGGAUUCGGACGAUGACGAGCCCAUCAAAACUAUCAAUCCGACUCCCGCAAAUGGAAAUGUCCUACCUAGUGACUUUUUGAGCGGCAACAUAACCUCUUUCCCAAGUAUCCGAGCCCCUGCUCCGGGCGACGACUGGGAAAUUCCCCGUGGUGUCCGAGGAAUCAUUCCAAUGGUCCAUCUGAAGUCCAGACGUGGACUCUUCCAUGUCACCCACAAAAGCAAGCGAAUUUCGCAAAAGGUCUUUGGGGCUCUUCCCUCCCCCGUGCAAACCGCGCUGGCAUACACGUACUCCGCCUUCUUCAGAUUCUUCGCCAGCGCUUGGGAAUUCAUGAACCCCCCUCUUUGGGCCAUGCUGCUCGCCAUCAUCGUAGCUUCAAUCCCCAAACUCCAGCACCUCUUCUUCGCCGACGGCUCCUUCAUUGCGAACUCCGUUACCCGAGCCAUUUCGCAAUCCGGUGGCGUCGCUGUCCCCUUGAUUCUAGUCGUUCUCGGCGCCAACUUGGCUCGCAACACUCUCCCCAAAGAAUCUUUGGACGAGAACUCCGAGGAGAACAAGAUUGGCACGAAGCUCCUGGUUGCUUCGCUUAUCUCGCGCAUGUUGCUCCCGACGCUCAUCAUGGCGCCUCUGCUUGCUCUUGCGGCGAAAUACGUACCAGUCAGCAUCCUCGACGAUCCCAUUUUCGUCAUCGUCUGCUUCUUACUCACGGGUGCGCCGAGCGCGUUGCAACUGGCGCAGAUUUGUCAGAUCAACGGUGUUUACGAGGGCGUAAUGAGCAAAUUGCUGUUUCAGAGCUACGUUAUCUGGUACGCUACCCAGUCCCCAGUUCUCCACUCUACCUUGCUAACGGGAAGCAGGAUCCUGCCUUCAACUCUCAUCCUCGUAAUGUGCGCCCUGGAAGUAGUCGAAUGGGCGGCAUGA
Drepanopeziza brunnea f. sp. 'multigermtubi' MB_m1 is the source of this 1788-nucleotide messenger RNA. The record is from RefSeq and is a predicted model, not a curated record. Lineage: Eukaryota; Fungi; Ascomycota; Leotiomycetes; Helotiales; Drepanopezizaceae.